This is a messenger RNA of Coffea eugenioides, 1092 nucleotides long. RefSeq names its product acid phosphatase 1-like. NCBI's taxonomy places the organism in Eukaryota, Viridiplantae, Streptophyta, Magnoliopsida, Gentianales, Rubiaceae. The transcript has 3 exons. The record is from RefSeq and is a predicted model, not a curated record. Gene Ontology annotation, molecular function: acid phosphatase activity. The coding region runs from base 114 to 902 and encodes 262 amino acids.
GAUUGAUUAUCUCCCUUUUCCCCGCAAAUUGCUGCCAGCAGUCCGGUCCGAGCAUCAUAAUUUCAAGCCUUCUCGAUUUUCACAUCCGUCAGGAUCUCUCUUUCAUUCCGGCGAUGCAAAUGGCAGUAAGAAAUGUGCUGCUUUUGCUAGCUUUGGUAAGCCUCUGCAAUGGCUUAGAAAUUGCCGAUCGUUGGAAUAUUUUGAACCCAGAAAGGAGGGCUCCGCUUCUGGGCGGCACUAGCUUGAAGAACUACUGUGAGAGUUGGAGGAUGAAUGUGGAGCUAAACAACAUUAGGGGAUUUGAGGUUGUACCACAAGAAUGCAUCAGCUAUAUAGGCAAGUAUAUGACGUCAACUCAAUACAAAACAGACUCCCAGAGAGCAAUUGAGCAAUGCCAUCUGCAUCUCACCAGCUGCUGCACUUUGAAGGGCGAUGGCAAAGAUGCCUGGAUCUUUGAUGUUGACGACACCUUGUUAUCCACCGUCCCAUACUUCAAGAUUCAUAGCUUUGGGGGAGAGAAGUUGAAUGUCACAUCUCUAGAAGCAUGGAUGAGGAAAACGAAGGCACCAGCUCUGGAGCAUACGCUCAAACUCUUCCAUGAGAUCCGGGGGAAGGGCAUCAAGGUUUUCUUGAUCUCUAGUAGGAGGGAAUGCGUAAGAGAUGCCACCGUAGACAACCUCAUCAAGGAAGGAUAUCAUGGAUGGAGUGGUCUGACAUUAAGGGGUCUGGACGAUGAAUAUAAAGGAGUAAGAAACUACAAGGCUGAGGAAAGGAGAAGAUUGGUGGAGGAGGAGGGCUACCGCAUAUGGGGAAUUGUGGGUGAUCAAUGGAGCAGCUUUGAUGGCGGUCCAGCUGCUGAAAGAACCUUCAAGCUUCCCAAUUCCCUGUACUACGUUUCUUGAAUCAAUCAACAUCGUGCUUUAUGGAAUUCUCCAAAUGAAUGUGAUAGUGAGAGACAACAAGAUCGGGAGCUCUUGAUUGCCAGAGCAAUCCCCGCGGCCCAUAUUUUGCUUCUGAAAGAUGUAUUCUGUAAACCCAAAAUUCCGAUCAAACAAUUGAUCAGCACUGGGGCCGGAACUGGUGUCAAAUAAG